Molecule: messenger RNA, 2995 nt
Organism: Phyllostomus discolor (pale spear-nosed bat)
Lineage: Eukaryota; Metazoa; Chordata; Mammalia; Chiroptera; Phyllostomidae
Gene: C8H17orf78
Product: chromosome 8 C17orf78 homolog
Exons: 7
Coding region: 858-1697 (279 amino acids)
Source: RefSeq, a predicted model, not a curated record
AGCCUGUGGACAAUCCACUGAGCCACACCAGCCAGGGCUAAAAUAUAUGAUUUUUGAAAAAUCUUCAACAACAGUUAUCUGUCUAGGAGAACCUCCCCAAACUGCAGGCAGUAUCACUCACCUAGGGUACUUAACUCUUCUUCAUGACCUUUGAACCCAAUCAUCAUGGGAAGGUGAUCUACCUACACUCACUUCACUUUUCAGGAGUGUAAGAAUAUACAAACCAGAUAGGUAUGUCUGUGCUGAUGUAACUCUAUGUGUGUAACUGUAAAUGAAUUCUAAAGAUCAUUUGGUCAGAAUUACAGAGGAAAAAAAUUGAGAUGCAGAGAAAUCAAGCAAUUUUCUCAAGAUAACAUAGUAACAGCCUGUAUUAAAAUUCAGUUCCAUUAACUCUUAGUGCAGUGUUUUCUCCAGUGUAACUCACUGACUCAUUCAGUCUGUUUCCUGCUCUGCUCUCGAAAUCACUUUCCUUAGUAGAAAUCUCUUUAUGUUAGUGUGUAAAUCUAUGUGCCUGUGCCAGUGAGCAUGCUUGUGAAUGUCUACGUGCCUAUCUGCAAGUAUUUAUAAAGCAUAUCACUGGGCGUUUAUGCCCUUUCUCCUAGGGAAAGCUCUAGGUAAUUACAGUUUCUUGUGUUGGCACCAGCAAUGGUCAGGGAAGACCUUCUGAGUCAAUCGUUAACAAGCAAACUUGGUCCUCUAUCCAGUCAGCUCUAUUCCUGGGUCUUCAGGAAAUGAGGCAAAAUAAUUAGGGUGGAACCAGACUCUCCCAGGGUCAAACUCGGUUCCAGGGCAGAGAAAACACCUGGAGACAAAGCUGUAAGGGACUGUCUCUUCAAGGAGCACAUGCUCAAGCUAACAUGGAUACCAUCUUGGUUUUCAGCCUGAUUAUUACAUCCUAUGAUGCCAACAAGAAAGAACCCAGAGGUAGCAGUUGCCAAGUAGAAGAGCUCCCUGGGCUCUUUCCAAAGGAUGUGAGAAGCAACAGGGGUAUGCUAAUGCCAGAAGCUCAGGCAGAAGCCAACAGAUCCACCUUCAUUCAAAAUCUGACUGUGGCUACCCUGCAGUGCCUUAGCUCUGGGAGGAAAGUGAGACUCAACCUUGUGCAUUCAGAGGAAAGGCCAAAGGUCAAGCACACUCUAAAGAACCUGAGAGUCAUCGCUGCUCCUCACAGGAACAGCUCUGCCUUCCCCAGCUGUCACCUAACCCUCACAUCCAAGUCUCAGACUGGAUCCCUUCUAACGGGCAAAGCUUUUUUACCAGGGACCUCCAAAUGUAAGGUCUAUCCAGCGAUGAGGGCUUCGUCAGAGAUCUUUCCCACUGCUACCACCUCCAUAACUCCAGGGAACAAAGGAGAGAAAACUACAAACACAGACAAGGACCUAGAGAAGAGGUGGAAAUGGAGCAUUGUGGUCAAAUUUCUGAUUGCUGUCACUCUGUUGCUCAGUGCAUUUGCCAUUACAGUGUUUGUCAUUUUUGAAGUCCCAUGUCCUAGUCAAUGCCUGAGAGCCAGAGAGCUAUGCCAAUGCCCGCGCUUGCGGAGAAAGCAGAGGGAGGAAGGCCAACAACCUGAGGCAGCUGAAUCCCAGCCUGCCUCUCAGCCGGAGAAGGAAAGUGCUCUCUGUGUUGGACAAAAUGCUCCCAACUCAAGCUCAAAGAAAGCUGCAGGGAUCACUGUUAUCCACCAGACAUACUUCUGAAAAGUUCUGCUUUGCCUCAUACUCUACAUUCUCCUCAUUAUUAAUCAAGAUAGGCAGAUUCUUGCCAAUUCUACACUCGUAUCUUCAGCAAGAACAUUACAAUAAAAAAGUAAUGCCAGGCCAACGAAGGGGGAGCCUGGGCUUAGCAGUCACAAGCCUCUGGGAUUUACUCUGGACCUCCACAAAAAUGGGUGUCUUCUCAUCCCAUCAAAUGGAAACAGGAAGUCUCCCCUCUAAGCACUGUGAAUGGGCCUAUUGCUCCCUUUGACAAAAGGUUUAAACACAGCCUCCAACGAACAGGGCAAAGCAGCCACAAGUGUGGCACGGAUCACCAGCUGCUCUGUUAUCUUCCCUGCUGACUCCGUGCUCACUGGCUCUCAGCUUGGCUUAGGGGGGUUUUCGGUUUUCUCAAGGCUGACAGUCAGUCAUAAGGUUUUAUGAUUUAGCCUCUGCUAAAUCACAAGUAACUAGCAACACACUGGUGAAGGGAAUGUGAAUUUAAGCAGUCUGAAUGGCCUCCUCAGAAAUCUCUAAAGGCUUAGACACUGCAUACUAAUAGGACCCAGAUGAGGUCUCCUGAUGACCCGGAGCUCCUGAAGUGGGUCUGACACUGUACCCUACCAUAACAGUGGGCUGCAUGCACUUUGAAGAGGAUGCCAGAGCAAAAGGAUUAUGACGAUCUUUCUCAUGGAGGCACAGGUGCAAGUAAAGUCUGAGCUGCUUAAGUAAGAGCUUGACCAAAAAAAAAUAAUAAUAAAAGUAUAAAGAGCUGAUGUUAAAGCAGGAUUUAGGUUAAAGAGAGAGAGAGAGAGAGAGAAUGGUAGGAGGGACAAAAUUGUUGUUCUGCCUCUUUUCAUAAGGAGCUAAAACCAUUCCAUUUUGUUCGGGUGAGAUGUGCCUGUUUCUAAGUAAUUGUUUUCUUAGUUCUCUGGUAAAAACCAUAUACAACUUGUACCCUUCUUUCAUUCACUUCAAGUAUUUCCAAAAAAUAAAAAUAGUGGUUCUCAAAGCUGUACCAACAAAGCAAUAUAUCUUGCCAUAAGCCCUGAAUUAACAUUCAAGCCAAGCCUGGAAGAGAUGGAACAGAUUCAAAGCAUGGAUGAUAGUAGUUUUCACGGAAGCCCUAGAAAUCCUCUAGGCAUCCUAAAGUUCUAUAGAGCCUGGGAAACAUAGCAGGUAAAAAUGACAAAGCACUGGCCUUGCACUUGGAUAAAUGAGUAUAUUAUAUGGACCCUUCCACUGAUUCACAUGACCUCCAGCUUAGCCUGCCACCUGUGGUUCAUUCUGGCUAUGAAGUA